AUGUCGGACGUGGACCGCCCCGAGCCUAUCGCAGUGGCUGCCAUUGUAUACCACGCCCCGCAAGAGCGCAAGAGCUCACACUCUUGUUUCGCGUUACCUGGAGAGGUCUCCCUUCGCCAGGCCGACUGUGUCUUGCAGAAAGCCCUCGUAUACGCUCCAUCCGGCAGUAACGACAUUGCCUGCCACUACGGCGAUCGGAAGCGAGAGAAGAUCGACAAGCAGCUGAAUGAUCUGAACGCACGGGUCGAUGUUUUGGAAAGACUCAUACGUGAUAUUUACCCUACACUCGACAUACAGUCUGCUCAACAUGUUGACCGAACUCUCUGUAAAAUCUCAAGCCAUGCUGGGGGUUUGUCGAACGUGCCGGAACCAGCAGUAAUCUACAAUACCCAAGGUCCGCCAGUGGUCACCAUUGACUACACAGAAGAAGAUUUCAAUUGCCGUGGAGAAAUACAGGCGCUAGGGUUUGUGGGUGAACACUCGGAGAUGGUAUGGUUAUACAGACUCAAGUGUGCCAUCAAGCAAAGUUGUACCACGCCAUCUACAUCCCAGGAGGACCUCAUCAGGUCAUCCGUCGCGUCGAUGGAUUAUUACCAAAACGACUGCGAGAUAGCAAUGCGAGACGAAGUGGAUUUAUUGGUACGACCGUCGCAGAGCAUGGCUGACCAGCUCGUCGACAAUUAUUUUGAAAUUAUUCAUCCAUCAUUUCCAAUCAUUGGGAAGACGACGUUUGUGGGUCAAUACCGAUCUUUCUAUAGAGAUCCAACCGCACAACCUGGGAAGCAAUGGUUGGCAGUGUUGAACUUGGUAUUUGCCACUGCUGCAAUGCACAUGUCGCUCGUAAAGACGUCCGAUAUGGACAAGGCGGCUUUGCGAGAUCAUCCCAAUCUGCAGCAGGUGCAGGUAGAGGGCUUAGCAGCCUUUUACCUUCUUGCAAGUGGGCAAGUCAACAGGUCAUGGAAAUGUUGUGGUAUUGCCAUUCGCUCUGCAUUGAUUAUGGGGCUCAAUCUUCGCAGUGAGAGCCAAAGUGUUGCCCCGUUGUCGAAGGAAAUCAGGUACCGGGUCUGGUGGGCUUUGUAUACGCUGGAAACGUCGCUUUCUGUGACGACUGGCCGCCCCCCCAGCACUAGUGAGGUAUUCCGCACAACACCGCUUCCUAUGCCCUUUCGCGAUGAAAUCCUGCAGAGAGACCAUGUCUUAAAGUACACAAAAGUCCAGCCGGCUCGGAGCUGCCUUAUGGCAACGCUGUGUUCCAAGGGGUGUUCAACCUUUAAGGAUAGCCUGACCGAUGGUGUACCUUUGGAUUGCUUGGCGGUCAACAAAAGAUCUCCAAAUAAAUUGACUGCGCUCAUGGUGGCGGAAACCCAACAACCAAAUGACAAUUUAUCUCUCCUUUACGGUGCAAACCUCACGGUCUUAAUGCGUGAGGCUAUUGAUAGCGUUUAUGCUCCAGGCUCAGCUCAUAAGUCAUGGUCCGAGAUGGAGAGCAUGAUAUCUUCAUUGAAUGAGAAAGCAGACAACUGGCUCGAUACUCUCCCAGCUACAUACCAGUUCAAAGAAAAAAGCAUAAGUGGAGUCGUGACGCGUCAACAUAUCAGCCUCGCUCUCCAUUUCUACUCGACAAAGCUUUUCAUCUUGCAACCUUGCCUUCGCGGACUACUACACAAGACAUUGGAAACCUCAGAACGCUCUAGCAUGGCCUCUGAUACCAUGCCGGUCAUUUGCAUCCAAUCUGCAUGUCAACUGCUCGACAUACUACCUGAUGAGCCAGACGUAACCUGGCUGUAUAGAGAUUGUCCGUGGUGGUGUGCUCUCCACUAUAUCAUGCAGUCUAUUACCAUCAUCUUGACUGAGUGCUUCAUCCGUACCAAGCUAGGCAAGACUGAUACCAUGAGUAUCGUGCCAAGAUUUAGAAAAGCCAGAGCCUGGCUGAAGGAGAUGUCCAAAACAGAUGAUUCUGCACGGAAAGCCUGGUUUGUUUGCAUGGACUUCAUCAUAUGUCACGGAUCGGAACUUGGGCUAGAUGCCGACGACAGUCUCUAG
This is a messenger RNA of Penicillium arizonense, 2043 nucleotides long. RefSeq names its product fungal specific transcription factor domain-containing protein. The coding region runs from base 1 to 2043 and encodes 680 amino acids. Lineage: Eukaryota; Fungi; Ascomycota; Eurotiomycetes; Eurotiales; Aspergillaceae. The record is from RefSeq and is a predicted model, not a curated record. The transcript has 7 exons. Gene Ontology annotation, biological process: DNA-templated transcription. Gene Ontology annotation, molecular function: zinc ion binding; DNA binding.